Molecule: messenger RNA, 1058 nt
Organism: Zea mays
Lineage: Eukaryota; Viridiplantae; Streptophyta; Magnoliopsida; Poales; Poaceae
Product: TATA-box-binding protein 1-like
Exons: 6
Coding region: 95-670 (191 amino acids)
Biological process (GO): DNA-templated transcription initiation
Molecular function (GO): DNA binding
Source: RefSeq, a predicted model, not a curated record
GAACAGUUUGCUUGCCGCCGUUAGGGUGUCCUCGCUGGUGCUGCGCAGCGGGAGCGGCGUCGGAGGAGAAGGACGAUCCACGGCGUCGUCGGCGAUGAACGGAGCGCAUGAGUCCGGGGUCCCGUCCGGCAUCGUCCCCAACCUGCAGAACAUUGUAUCAACAGUCAACUUGGACUGCAAGGUCGAUCUGCAACAUGUCGCCAACAGUGCUCGUAACGCAGAGUACAACCCAAGGCGUUUUGGUGCGGCUAUCAUGAGGAUAAGGGAGCCCAAGACAACGGCACUGAUAUUUGCUACAGGGAAGAUGGUCUGCACCGGAGCAAAGAGCGAAGCCGAUUCAAGGCUCGCUGCGCGUAAGUUCGCGCGUAUCGUCCAGAAGCUCGGUUUCCCAGCUCGGUUCAAGGAUUUCAAGGUCCAAAAUAUAGUUGGGUCAUGUGACCUCAAGUUUCCUAUUCGUCUGGAGGGCCUCGCUUUGGCCAGUGGCUUGUCUGCCACUUAUGAACCAGAGAUCUUCCCUGGGCUGGUCUACCGUAUGGUGGACCCUAAGGUCGUGAUCCUCGUCUUCGUCUCCGGGAAGAUUGUCCUCACAGGAGCGAAGGUGCAGGAAGAGAUAUGCGCGGCCUUCGAGAAGAUACACCCGAUGCUUGUGCAGUUCAGGAAACGGUCGUAGUCACUAGUCAGGGACGGUUAGAGGUGGGGCGGGCGACUCUCGAGCCCCCUACCGCUCCGAGGAUAUAGAAUCCCACUAGAGUUACUUCUAAAAUAUAAAAUGUAUGUAUUAUUAUUUUAUUAUGUGCAGACUGUAGAGAUGUAGGCCGUUCAGUCAUUGAUCAAUGAUGAAAGUUCCAAGUUCAGGUAUGUCAGAAUAAUCCUUGAGCACACUUGUUCAGUCUUCAGUCAGUCAGUCUGUCCAGUUUCAGUCAGUGUGUUUGUCCAGUUUCAGUCUGUCAUAGGCGUUUGGCCGCUCAUUUUAGCCUGUGUGUCGCUGUUGUCAGUUUCGUGGUCAGAACCUGUUGACUGAUAGUGUAAGCAAGAUCUGAUCGUGUUUAAUGAGAAGG